Molecule: messenger RNA, 1798 nt
Organism: Argentina anserina (silverweed cinquefoil)
Lineage: Eukaryota; Viridiplantae; Streptophyta; Magnoliopsida; Rosales; Rosaceae
Product: polygalacturonase At1g48100
Exons: 6
Coding region: 75-1544 (489 amino acids)
Biological process (GO): carbohydrate metabolic process
Molecular function (GO): polygalacturonase activity
Source: RefSeq, a predicted model, not a curated record
CUCUCUCCCUUUUAGUUAACUCCUCCUUUCUUCUCUGUUUCAGAAACUUGGGAGUACCCCAUUCAUCUUCUUCCAUGGAGCACCGUACUAUAUUAGUCUUCUGGAUUACUGUCAGUCUUAUUUUAGUCCAGAACCCAAGCAAUGUACAUGGUAGAUAUCACUACCAUAAGAAGACCAGUAAAGGGUCACAAGUACCCCCUACUCCAUCUCCGGAAUCGCCUGAAUCUUCAGAGCCAGUAGUAUCUCCACCGCCAACUGAAGUUGCUCCUUCUACACCAAGCACUAGUCCCCCGAAUGUUCCAUCCGACCCUUACCCCGAGGAUCCGGGAAAUGACUCCAACGCCACGGAUUGUACAUUCAACGUCAUGUCGUUCGGGGCCGUCGGAGACGGCGAUGCUGAUGACACCAAGGCGUUUAGAGAUGCUUGGAAAGCGGCGUGUGCAGUUGAAGGCGCUGUCGUUUUGGCUCCUGCUGAUUACUGCUUCAAGAUCACUUCCACCAUUUUUUCCGGUCCUUGCAAGCCUGGACUAGUAUUCCAAGUCGAUGGGAUUUUGAUGGCACCCGACGGGCCAAAGGCUUGGCCUAAAGCAGACAGCAAUAAACAAUGGCUUGUGUUUUAUCGACUAGACCAAAUGACGUUCACUGGAAGUGGAACCAUCGAAGGCAAUGGCCAAAAAUGGUGGGAUCUGCCUUGCAAACCUCACAGGGGUCCCGAUGGAUCCACAGCAUCAGGACCAUGUGAUAGCCCUGCUUUGAUUCGAUUCUUCAUGAGCACCAACUUGAUGGUGAAAGGGUUAAGAAUCCAAAACAGUCCUAUGUUCCACAUGAAAUUCGACGGCUGCGAAGGAGUUCAGAUCGAAAAGCUGUCGAUUUCUUCCCCGAAACUUAGCCCCAACACAGAUGGAAUCCACAUAGAGAACACAAAAUCUGUGGGAAUUUAUGACUCAAUGAUAAGCAACGGGGAUGACUGCAUUUCCAUAGGUCCAGGAUGUGCCGACGUUGAUAUAAUGGGAGUCACUUGCGGGCCAAGUCACGGAAUUAGCAUUGGGAGCCUUGGUGUCCACAACUCGCAGGCAUGUGUUUCCAACAUCACAGUCCGUGAUGUUGUCAUAAGAGAAUCAGAUAACGGGCUCCGUAUCAAGACAUGGCAAGGCGGAACGGGCUGCGUCUCAGGAAUACUGUUCGAAAACAUCAACAUGGAGAAUGUGCUGAACUGCUUGCUCGUCGAUCAGUACUACUGCACCUCCAAGGGUUGCCUGAACCAAACCUCGGCCGUGCACGUCACCGACGUGGUGUAUCGAACGAUCAAGGGUACUUAUGAUGUGAGGAAGCCUCCAAUUCACUUUGCUUGUAGUGACACUGUGGCUUGCACCAACAUUACACUCUCAGAAGUUGAGCUUUACCCGUAUGAAGGUCAGCUAAUGGAUGAUCCAUUUUGUUGGAAUGCUUAUGGGAUUCAAGAGACUCCAACUAUUCCCCCUAUUGAGUGUUUACAAGAUGGUCAGCCUGAGGCUUUGGCAGAGGUGCCUCAGUAUACUUGCUAGGAUAUGAGUUAAUUAGCUAGCUAGUAAUAAUAUGAUUUACUUUGGAUUGGUUUGGUAUAGUAGAAAUAUUAUUACUGUAUAGAGCCAAUUAGCUAGAGCCAUUGUGAUCUGUUACAUGGGUAAUGGAUCUUGAUUAUUACUUAGGCUCCAUCCCUAUUUGGGGCUUCCCCAUAUUGUGUGAUGCGAUUUACGAAUUAAAAACAACCCUUUACAAUAUUGUAAUGUUAUGUAAGGAAUAAAAGUCAUAUUCUCGU